GACAUCCAGAAAGUUACGUACGAUUGCAUUUGCGCAGCAAAAACGAUGAUGAUGACGACGGUAAUGAUGAUUCAAAAAGCGACAACGAUGACGAAACUANUGUAGGACAUCCAGAAAGUUACGUACGAUUGCAUUUGCGCAGCAAAAGCGAUGAUGAUGACGACGGUAAUGAUGAUUCAAAAAGCGACAGCGAUGACGAAACUACCGAUUCAGGUGAAUCAGAUAAGAAGCGCCACAAAGAUAAAGAUAAAGAGUCAAAGGGCGGAGAUGAUGACGGCCGUGGUGGAAAGUACGACAUCAAGGUGAUCAUCCUCACCGGUGUAAUGGUUGCUGCAGUUCUCUUUAUGGCUUUUUUCUGCUUUCUUGGAAUUUGCAAUCUCCAGUGUUGCUGCGGUGCUUUGAUAGGAGCUGUCAGCGGGGCAAAGAUUGGCAACCAACAACGAGAGCAGCAAAUUAAACAGCAGCAGCAAACUAGUGGAAGUAAGAAUCGAAAACGCGGCCACUCCUCCUCCUCUUCCAAAAGUUAUCCGAUCGUCAUUGAAACUGAUUCAAGUGGCGGCUCGUCGAGCAGUCGCAGGAAGAAGAAGAAUCGAACCAUGGUGGUAACGGUGGGCAGGAAUGGAAGCGCCUCUGCUGAGGAAGUCUUCGAAAAUGCUGAAGGACAGAAGUGUAAGCUGAAAAGCGAGGAAGAUGAAGAGCUGUCAAAAGCUAGCAAAAGAAAGCAGUGCUCUUCGCUUGAUGGGGAUGAUGAUGAAAGCUCGUACUCUGACUCACUCCUGCUAUUCACCGAUGAUACUGAAAGUGUGAGCACCAGCAGCCAAAACUCUACGGUCACCUCAAGUACUGACUCAAGAGACGGAGGACUCUCUUCCGGUGAAACAAUGGCUGAUUCUUCUGACUACACCGGUAGCAGCAGCAGUGUCAGCACCAAUAGUACAGACACAGUUUGCUUUGAGGCGAUUAUUGACCGACUGAUUGCAGAAUUGGGUGCUGACGUGCUCACACCGUCACCGGUUGAAAACAGCUGCCAAUCGACGGCUGCCGAAGUGGACGUGGUCAUGGAUAAUGUGGGCGAUCCGGAAAAUCCCUCCAGUCCUUCCCCACCACUGACACAGUCGUCGUCGUCUUGUAAAGAGGAAGCUGAAGAGCUGAAGAAAGACAAAGCACCCCUGUCACCAACGGUAAAGGCGCACCUGCUCACCACAUCAAAGCUAAUCAGUCAAAUGCUGACGCUGUACAAGGAAAGCAAGGCAGAAUCAGGCACUGGGGAUGAAGACGCGCCCAGCUCGCCCUCAUCAUCUUCUGUUUCUUCGCCCACCCUUCUGACGCCCAGUUUGCUUGACAAGUUGAGCUAG
Messenger RNA from Rhagoletis zephyria (snowberry fruit fly), 1355 nucleotides. Its product is annotated as serine-rich adhesin for platelets-like. The record is from RefSeq and is a predicted model, not a curated record. Lineage: Eukaryota; Metazoa; Arthropoda; Insecta; Diptera; Tephritidae.